AUGUUCGCCCCUAGUAACGGAGGACAGUCCGCUGAUGCGGAGUACUUGGGUCUAAUGCCGCUGAAUAGUGAUCGCAUUCGCCACUCCAAACCGACGGACACUUUCGUGGCAGUAGUCACACCUGAUGAUCGUGUAUCAACAAGAUUCCUCUGGAACCCUAAAAACACCUAUCCACGUAUGUUCACCGACGAUUCUAACAGCAUGACACUGUUGUUCUGCGCGAAUCACGAUUGCAAACAUCUCGACGGUCUUGCGGUAGCUAUCCAUGCUGGUUGCGCUCGCAUGGCUACUCGCCUUGGAAGUCCACUCAACAAAUAUCGACAUUGUACGGAAUAUUCUUACCAGCCAACCAAGGAAUACCAACGUCGACGAAGGGAUUGUAUUCGGGAUCUGGUCGAGAACUCCCUUCGUCAAACAUUCGGGAAACUACCGCUUGAGCUUUGGAAAAUAGUUUCUGAUGACGAUGACCUGAUCAAGCUAUACACCCUGGCAGAGAUGUCUUUUAAACGUAGGCAGAUGUACUGGUCCGUUGACUUGACACUUCCAGUAUGGGCAACAUAUACCGCGAUCGAUGGAGUGGAAUACAUGAGCUCGUUGUCCAGCUCGCCAACCGCCCGGGCCCGUCUCGUCUGUCAAGGCAUCAAAGCGGACAAAGUCUUGUACAUAUCAAGCGACCAUCUCGGUAUCAGACAAAUCCUAACAGACCCAAGUCAGGCCAUGCUUGACCCAUACCAUCCUGCCUACUGGCAGACGGUGUCUGCUGAGAGCCAAACCCUUUCUUUCGAUGGAGAUGGUUAUAAACUUCGCGAAGUGGUAAGGCCGCCCGAUCAAGCACCAGUAUUCUGGCCAAGUCCAAAUAUACCACAACCUCUGGCCCUCUUUUAUCCAGGCUGGGGCGAAGGUGAGAUUGUGGCAAGAAUGAAGGCUCUCACUUUCAACGAACCAGAUACCACAGGUUACUCGAUCUGUUGGGCUAGCACCGAGAUGGAUGCUAUCCAGGCACACAGAAAACCCAACGAAUGCAACAGAAGUAGCGGUGCCACCGGCAGGGAAAGCUUGGAAUACGAAGAAUCGGGCAACUUGAAGUGGACGUACCAUCCUAUCGCACAGGACGAGUACGUGAAGCAGGUCUGGCUACGUGAUUGUGUCCCGUACGAUACCGUCGAAGAACUCCCAUACUGGAAUCAAGAUGACCGUUACUUCUAUCACAUGUCUACGCCUUGGGGUACACAAACGUACAAGGGCAUGGCAAAAAACAGGAGACCUAGCGAUAUGGCUCUUGCACUUGUCACUAGCAAAGGCCGUACCAUAGUGGCGGGAAAUCACCCAGAUCAUGGGUUUCACCAGCCUGAAUUCGAACGAAAGCGCACAUGGUAUUUAGUAUCCGAAACAGAGACCCAUGCUCCCAUGGCGAUAUUCCUCGCUCUACCGACCCACGGAAUUCCUCUCUUCGCGGCAUCUAAAUUGCCAGGUAGCGAACAAAGGCAACCGCCGCCGAAACAGAAUUGUUUCGGUCGCAUGCCGAGUUUCAACCCUUACUUCUCGAUGCACUACUCCUCAGCCUCUCUAGAGAACGUCACCAGCGUUACCGUCUGCAGAAGCAGAAACGUGAAGGAUAAAUGCAGCACAGUUCAACAUUUCGAUUUGGAAAACAGCUGUUUCGACAUGAUAGAAUACAAGAAGGUCGCGGGACUGCUGUUCAAGUACGCGGAUGGUCAUGAGGAGAGCGUGGGUUGUUUUCGCUUUGACUGGGUCGAACCGCCGGUUGAUACGAGGGGUACAAAAGGCUUGUUCAUAGGAGAGAGACCGGGUAAGAUUGAACAGAUAAAGUCUCAUGUCGCAGAUGUGGAUAUCCAACCUCCGAAGGGGAAGACUGAAUGGACUUGGAUGGAAAUACCUUGGGAUGGAACAAUCGAGUGGUGGUUCAAUCCUGAGAAUCUCGAUACUAGCAUCACUCAUGUUGGCUCACAGCUCCUUGCAAAGGCCGAUAAAGAACCAUCAGCGAGGCUAUUGUAUGAAGAGGAUGCGUUCAAUGAAUCAGAAUGA
Messenger RNA from Fusarium coffeatum, 2046 nucleotides. RefSeq lists its product as uncharacterized. NCBI's taxonomy places the organism in Eukaryota, Fungi, Ascomycota, Sordariomycetes, Hypocreales, Nectriaceae. The transcript has 5 exons. The coding region runs from base 1 to 2046 and encodes 681 amino acids. The record is from RefSeq and is a predicted model, not a curated record.